AGAAGCGGCUGCUUGAUUUUUGAUGUAAUAAAUUCUCAGCAUAGUUUACGUUUGUAGUGUAUUACAUGCGUUGAUUUAUCACCCAGUGAGCGAGAAUUUUAUAAUUCCAAUUCAAGUGUAGUUUUAUGCCACGAGGUGUAAUUACAAAUUUAGUAUUCUAUAUUAAUUCAUACGGCGUGACAUUUCAGCCUUCAGAGUGGCAGGUGCGGCAAAAAGUGAAAGUUACAUAACAGAAAAUGCACGCUGGAUUGUAAACUGUAAGGACGAUGCAUGUUUUUAUGAUGCCAACAACGUUGUCAAUCGCAAGCUGACGUUUAUGACUGGUUUUUGUGGAUUUACUAAAUCGGCUAUGUGUACACAAAAUAAGCAUCUCUUGUGACGUUAAAGUGAAGCACAACAUGACAGUUCCAAAGCUCCAACAGUUGUGGGAAUAUUUUAUCCAAGCAGAACAUCGCUCUUACGAGAAGUCGGCAUGGUUGGAUGUCUUCCUGUCCGAAUUUUUAGUGCAGGUGAAAGAAGGAAAAGAUGCAAAUGAAAUAAUCUCAUGUUGCAGUGGCAGUGGCAGCUCCCCGACCGGAGUGGCAGCACUGAUCGGGUGUGAGCUACUGACAGAGGUGCACGCGUUAUGCCCGCCACACAGCGAGGACCUGCAGCCGCUGGCUCGGCUGCUACUUUGCGGCUGGGGCUGGCGGGCACUUGCUGCACUGCACCACCUGGACUGCUCGUCCCUGUCUUGUGGGCGUGAGUUGUGUGCCCUGUUGGUGUCCCUGUUUCCAGUCGGCCUAGAAGCUGCUCCUCGGAGUCUCGUAAUAAAUGAAGAGUGCAACCCAUUUGUACAGCUGUGGAAACCACGACCCCCGAUGGACAGGCCAUUAAUUGAUGUUGUUAGUAGGUCCAGAGGACUGGGUUCAGACGGCCAUUCUGUCACCCGCAGUGCCACAAGUGCUCCGGCGGCAGCUAGUGGUAGCAGCAGCGAGUCAGGUGGUGAGAGGGCGGAGCCUGUCAGUGUCAUCCGCAUACGCCUCAAUCCCAUGGACUUUGAGUACUUCACUUCAGUUGUGCGCAGUGACGAUGAUGGGACUGGCCUGGUGGCAGCAUCAUCAUCCUCCAAUUCUACAAUGCUUUCAGGAAACCAGCAAAUAAUUCCAGAUCCAGAUGCCUUACGGCGUGAACCUCGCAUUCAGGAAUGCGUCCAGACAACACUAUCCGGUUACGAGCUGUCCCUCUUGGUCCUGGACCUGCUGAGCCGCCUGGCACCUCGCGCACACUCGACUGCACUGUCGGCUGCCAACAUGUGUGCCCACCGCUUGUGUGGUCCGGGGCUGGUGGCGGCGGCAGCAUGGGCGGAGCUGGGAGAGAGCCGGCAGUGGGAGGUGCGGGCACGGCUGGUGGCAGUUGUAGCUGCGUGCCUGCCCGCCCUGCUUGUGCCGGCAGUGCUGCCUGCCACCCUGCGUUCUGGCCUGCUGCCUAUCUUGAUCAAGGUUUUGGAAGAUGUGGUACACCGUACAUCAGCAGCUAUUAAGCAGACAGAGGAUAAGGGAAAUGACGAUGAAAGUGCAUCUGUGUGUGGUAGUUUUGCAACUGUUGCCAGUCCUCUUACAAAGGAAGAUGCCAUGAAGGCCCAGAAUGUGGUCUAUGGAAUAUCCCUGGCUGUUCUCGUGUUUGUACGGGGAAUCCUCGUCACUCACCGUGGGGGUGGCACCGACAGGCUGCAUGACGCUCUCGAACUGCUGGGGCUGUUUCUCCAAGGAAGAGGAGCACGACUUAUCGAGUCUGCCAUCAGCAUUGUCGUUGCUGUGCCAUUUGUUGAAAACUGUGUCUCAGUGAGUCGUGCCUCCAGGUUGGUCGACAACGUAGCCCGCCUUGUGUCUACGUUGAAACGCACGCAACUAGAACUCGUGCAGCAGGCAACUCGCCGAUCAAGGCGCACCUCAGCCCCAGCACCCGGUGCAGCAGGCGUGAUCUCCACAAGCUCAACUCCAACGCACCACCAUGUUCCGGGCCCCCUCGAUGCAUCAUAUUGCCGUGUGUCUGCUGUCUUCACAGUAUUAGUGCGCCUGCUGUCUGUACCUGCUGUGAGGGAACGAGUACUGCGUGCUAUGAGGCACUGCGGGACCUGCUGCUGUUUCCAGCCUCGCACAUUAGUUAUUGCCCUCGUUGGUAUCCUAGAACAAGCUGGAGGCAAUAAACGUGUGAGACGGCUUACUUUCGCCCUUCUGGAAAGGGCACUGUACCGUGAAUUGGGUGCUGUCGUAACAGAAAGAAACAAAAGUUGUUCUGUAUGCUCCCGCUGGUCAUCGUCAUCAUCAGACUUGCUCUUUGUAGCUGAAGGUUACAUAUCUGGAGAAGGAGUGGGAAGGUGGUCUUGCAUGGAGCUCUUCCGCCCAUUACUCGAAGCAGACAACUGUCAGCUGAGCCAGGCAUUGGCAGCCCACCUAAUCCAGCAAAUGCCACGCUUUACCCCCUAUGUGAAGCUGCAACUACUGCUCCAUGUUUUCUUACCUGCAUUUGUAAACAUUAAGCAACGUUUCCUCGAACAUCGCAUGGAGGCUGACAAGAUACUCCUUGGGUCCUGUCUUUCGGCACUCCUGGUACUGCUUGGCUGCAGUGAGGAACUUUCACAAGAGUUUUCAAGAAAGAAAGGCAUUGACCACAUCCGUGACUUGAUCUCAGAGUCGCCAUUUGUGCAUAUCUGCUGUUCUCUCCUUGAAGUAACUGCUACCGUGGACAUUUGGCGUAUCAGUUGUGAGGCUGAAGGUGACAAACAUUUGGAUGUUGUGGAGCAUUUAAAAAGGCUGCCAAAUAUUGAGCUGCUUCAUCACUGUGCAGAGGACACAGCUAAAAAGCUUCUUGUGCUGCUCAGUGCAGCUGACAGUUUAGCAGAGGUUGACACAGUGUUGGGUGACUGCACUGUUUUCUGGCAUUCAGUGGUGGACCUUGCUGCGUAUUCACCAGCAUAUCGACAAUUGUUAAAACUAACUUGUGUGCCUGACAGUAAAAACUUCCUUGUAUCACUUCUAGCAGCAGGUGCUAAGAGUGAAACAAUGAAUUACAAUAAUCCAUCAAUCAUAGAGCUGCUUGAAGUUGUACUUGCACUAAAUAUCUUGUCUGCUCCAGAUGUCUCUGAAGUUGUGGAGAUACUGAAGGAACAGCUCAGUCAGUCUGCCAGUACUGAAGAUGAAAAUCGUUACCUCUGGCUCUGCAAGCUGGUAAUGGACAGUUCUGUAGCAGAAAGCUGCUCCCACCAUAUAAUGCCGCCACACCGUAAAACAAAGAUGCUGUCUGAAGAGGAGGCUGAUGACGACGGAGAGAGUGCGGGCGCCAGCUCGAGCUAUGUGACAGCCGAUGAGGGCUAUGAGGCCGAUGUGGAGAUACCACUGCAGCCUGUUGGCAGUGCCUGUGCUAUUGACGAUCCUCGUUGCUCCAGGAGGUAUGAAGUGGUGUGUGCACGUAGCCACAACAGCGAGCACCACCGCCGCUCACCUCGGCUGAUCGAACCCCAGCUCUGCAAACUGGCAGUAGAUAUACUUAUCCGGCUUCCAGAAGAACAGCAGAAAAGUAAAGAAGCAGUGGAAGUAUUGAAACAACUUGCAACAUUAUGCAGAGACUGUGCAGAAAACUGUGCACGGCUUGCAAAGAUUGGGAUGGUAUCAACAUUGCUGGAAGGCUUUGGUCUGAGUCUCAGGCGUAGAGAUGCUACUCUGAUAGAUCUUCAAAAAGUGGUACUGGAAUUGGUGAUGUUGUUGGCUAGACAGAGCAUUUCUCCAAAUGAACUGGCUCUAUAUAUUUCAUUCUUCAAAGGUGAUGAUCCGCCAUUGGAUCUUCUUCUGUCUCCAUUAGUUUCUCUGGCAAAUGAGACUCGGCCACAACCGGACCACAUUAUUCGCUUCCCUUGUGGUGAAGACACAAAUGUGGGUACACCACCACCUGUACCAGACCAGGGGGGGAUUCUGGUGGAGGGAAAUUAUAUGUCACUUGUCUAUAACUUUAGCCAGCAGCACACACUUGCAGGUGCCAAAACUGCAUGGUCAGCAUGUGCUCUUUCACUGCCCAUCGGUGCAGAGCUAGGAUGGUCUAUGUGGCUACAUGGCUACUCUGCAGCCAUGUGGCUGAGGCUAGAUGAGCCAGUGGUCAGUACAAGUCCUGCCUGCCCUUGCUCUCCUGCUAGCACCUUUCGACAGAGACCGAGAGCAAAGUCUGUUGCUUCCAUUCCUGACAAUUGUUGGCAGCAUCGUGAUAGUCUUUCACAACUGAGAGACCAAGGUCAUGAUGAAAAGACAUCGCUGCUGCAUUUGAUAUCGGUAGGUUGUGAAUGCCUCCUUUUGGAAUUGUGGACCGAUACCAGUAAUGGGUCAGUUCUUGUGCUGCUGACACGGCCUGACAACAGAGGUUCGGAAGUAAUUUCGCAAGCGACAGUCGAGAACUGCCUGUCACCUGGCUCUUGGCAACAUUUGGCAAUGAACGUUAAGGAUUACAUGCAGAGGAGGAUGAACGUCAUUGAGGUCGAGCUGAUAGUGGAUGGUUGUGAUCGCCACGAGUGUCUGUUGUCAUUUUCUGGGCUUCUCGUACGGAAACCACGCUCUUCUGCUGUGUUGAUAGGACACAGAAAAUUUCAGCAAAGUUCUUCAUCUGGCUCAUGGAUUUUUGCCGGACUUCAACUAUUCCGCUGUGCAGUUUUUUCACGUGAAAAGGCAACUUACUUGGUUGGCCUCGGACCAGGGAGAGUUUCACUGGCAGACUGUGACGUCGGCUGCACUGCUCCAAACUUUACUCACCUUUUUGGGCCUAAGUCACUCGGAUCAGACAUUGAUUGGGAUUCAAUUCUUCAGGCUCAAGCAGGAAAUCUUAAAGAUCUACAGGACAGCGUCUUGAUGAUAUUCUCUGCCCAGAAUCCUGAUGUUGUUAGUUUGUUUCCACAGUUUGCAACAGGUGUUGGUGGACCACUGUUCCAAGUGCAGCCGUCAUUUCGCAGUGUUCCAAUAGAACAGCGAGCAAGUCAGCAGGUGCCGAUAUGUAUGGCCCCCAUGCUGCUGGCCUCGAAGCUCGAUAAGAUACAGCAUCACAGCCUGCUGGCCGCUGCAACGCUGCUGGGUGGCGUGCCUGUCUUCCUCUUCCUGCUUGCAAGGGUGGUGGAGCUAACACUUGUUGAGGAGGUGCAGGCCCAGGCACUGUUGCUGUUUCUCAGGGUGGCACAGGGAGACUGCGAGCUCUUCACACAGUUUGUGGGGCAAGAGAGCUACAAACUACUUCUGAAGAUUCUCAGAUCAUCUCGAUGCAGUGCUGGACCUUACCUGUUGAAGGCUGUCCUGGAUGCAUGCUGUGACAAACCUGUGCUGGGUUAUACCAGUGCUGCGAAUGGGCCAACACGAGUGACGGUCCUGGCAAACACAGACGCAGUUGUUGUCAACUCAUUCGUGCUGCGGGCUGUGGCGGGUGCGUGGGCAGCGUGGGGCCCUGCAGGGGCACUUGGCCUCUUGCUGCGAGCGCUGCACGUCCUGCUGAGGGACGACCACCCCUACCGGGAGUUCAACGCUGCGCAGAUGAACCGCACCCACAUUGUUGACAGUCUUCUUCUCUUUUGCAAGGAGCAGUUUCUUCAAGAAAAGCCAGAGAUAGACAUGGAGCCUGGGAUCUGCUGCUCUCUUGUGGAGCUGGUGCGCUCGCUGAUGGGCGCACCCCCAGAGUUCAGCCACAUUGUGUCUGUGGCUGACUUCCUGCUUCUCGCACACCCCGCCCGCCACACUUACAUCAGCCAUGGACGUAACAACUACUACUUUGUUCUGGAUGAAAAUUCUUCCAGUCCCUUAUCGGGCAGCCUAACAGAAUGGCGUUGGCGGAAAAAAGAAAUGUCUCUCUUAGCACGUGCCAUAGACCCACUGAAGCUGAAUAAGGCUCUCACGAAUCUGCAGAUAAAACAGCUGACUGGAUCUGUAGACAGCAAUCGAGUAAUUGAGAAUGGCGACAUUGCAAAUACCGAGACCUCGACAUCACGGCGGCUGUCUUUAGUCAGUAAUUCUCUGAUGGCGUGUGCUGAAGAUGCUGUCCAGUUACUGGAGCAGGCAUCAAACCCUGCCCAAGUUGUUGAGACUGUGAAAGAAAAAUUUGUUACAGAGACAGAGGAGCGUGCGGAGAAAAUGAAUAAUGGAGCAAAUGAACAUGUGUCAAGUGAUAGUCAUAAUCUUGUGAUGGAGGGCCUUCUCUUGCUACUGAAGGAUGUUCUACUGGUACUUCCUGACAACAUGGCACCACAGGUGUUGAACCAUGUGGUGCGUGCUGACACUUUGCUUGUCAUUGCAAAUCAUCCUGAUGUUAGAGUUCGGACAGCCGUUGUGAAGGUGCUGUCGGCGUACCUGCAGCGAGCCAGUAGCGACGAGGUGUCUCGAUUCUGCAAGAUGCGUGGCUACCAGUUACUGGCGUGCCAACUGGCACAGUGGCCGGCCUCGUGGGAGCUAGCGGAGGCAGCGGUGGCACUGGGCACUCUCUGCCCACUGCCCCUGGAGGAGCAGGCAGCUGCACUCGACCUGGGUGCCAGUACGGCAGAGCUGCAGUCCUCCCGGUCACUGGCAGCACUGCCCCCACUGCUUGCACUCCUGCCUCGUUGCUGCCGGACGGAUGUCGCCCUCGCUGAUACCUUGCUUGCCUACUUGAGCCAGCUUGUUUUAAAAGUCAUGCAGGUAUCAACAGCACGACUCCUCCAGGACUUAGGUGUCGUGGAGUGCCUGUGUCGUUGUCUGCAGGCUAUACCACCUCCAAAAUUACAGUCUACACCACCUUCUGAAAGGCCAGCAUUUGGUUCACCGAAUCCAGAAGUGCUUGUUGGAGAUAUCCAUCUGAUAUUGGGUUCCAUCGUGACUCGAUCCAUUCUGCUUCCAGGUCAUCAAAACUCUACUCAGGUGCUGUCAGAUGUGCUGCACCAGCUGGGCUACCUGUGGGAGCACCUGGGUAGCAGGCGCUGCCGGGACGCACAAUUCUCUGUGCUUGAGUCUGUUGUCAACGUGCUGCUGGAGAAGCUGAACCUUGCUCAGCCGGUGGGAACCCUGUUCCAGUCAGGCCUUGCUAACGGCUACAAGGAGAAUGACGCCAUCUCGACAUCAAGCAGCAGCAGCAGCAACAACAGUGUUUUCUCAGUGUCACUAACAAAAGAAAUUGGCCGCAGUGAUCUUGGAGAUAGAUUUCGUAAUGUCAUUUCUCGUGCUGUGGAGAUUAUCUGUUCUACAGGCAGAAGUGCGGAACAACCACAAACACCUUCCAGAAGUCAAGGAAUGCAUCAUCAACUUGGACAUAUUUUUCAACAGGCUCCUGCAUCUGUCCGAUCAAUAGAAAAAGAAGGGCGGCACGCGCCAACCGAGGCAGAGCGUGCCUUCCGCCGGCGGUUGCUGGCUGCUCUGUUAUCGUUGGUGGUGGAGCGUGCGGCACCGUCAGUGGUACGAGAUGCGGCACGCUUGCGGGCGGCACAGCUGGCAUGUUGGCUGCUCGCACCCGGCCAGGCAGCUCGUGAUCGUUCGCAUGUCGUGCGGCUGCUGCUUUGCCAGGAGCCGAUGCGCACCCGUGAGAUAGUGGCUGCCCUCAUCAAUGCUCACCAGGCAGCAGAAGCCAAGCUGACCGCCUUCUUGUGGGACCUGGCUCGCGCAGAGGUGGCCACCUCAAUCGAGCGCCAUGCCGCCGAGGAGCUGUUGGCCCGCUUGGCCCAGUGGGGCCUGACGGCAGGUCCCGCGCCACUAGACAGCUGGCUCUCAGAACUGGCUGCAUCACAGGGGGAAGCUAUAGGAGCGAGAGAGACAUCUCUGCGCAAUUCUCAGUCUGCAGUGUACAGGAGUGUAUAUCGUAUGGAGGGCUUGGUUCGGCACCUCACAGAAACAGCCAUGGAUGUCACUGCACAUGUUGUGGGAGCGCAGAGUGCAGAAAGGAAAUCGUUUAUGGAGCACAUAAAGGCCCGCUUCAGUGAAGAUGUCCGUGUACGCUCUCACUGGCUACGCCUGCGGCAGGCUCUCACACAUGAACGGGCUGUGUGGUAUUUUCCUAAAUCGUAUCCCAGAUCGUGGCAGCUCGACCCAACUGAGGGGCCCGCUCGUGUGAGGAAUCGCAUGCAACGUUGCCACCUGGGAAUGGACAGGCGGUAUUUCUUACCAGCAGUACAGCGUCAGAUGCGUGAUGAGCUGGAAGGUGAGCCCCUGGCAUACCUCUUGGAACGUGAUACAUCACAGCAGCAGCCACGUGUUUCCACCGUCAUGAUCGAGCGCCUACACACCAAUGAGAAGAUUCGCCACAUGACAACAGCUCGCAUCGUCACACCUGCACGGGAGGUGCCCGGUGAAGUGUUGAUUGGCGAGAGCUGCAUGUACUUUGUUGCAGACAGUGACUGCUCAUCGGCAUUGUCAGAGUGGCAGCUAUCACCCGAUGAAGUUGAUCUCUCUUCGACAGCGUGGAACUUCGAAGACGUGUGUGAAAUUCACAACCGGAGAUACCAGCUACAAGAGAGAGCAUUGGAGAUUUUCCUUUUGAAUGGAAGAACAUAUCUUGUUGCUUUUCAGUCUUCCAAGGAGCGUGACGCAUUUGCAAAUGAGCUCGCCCAGUGCAGACUGCCAAAUCGUCUAGCGGCAGACAGCUUGAGUGAUGCAGUUCAUCUGUGGAGGGAGGGUCUACUUACAAACUGGGAGUAUUUGUCACAGCUGAACAAAAUGGCUGGGCGUUCCUACAAUGACCUAAUGCAGUACCCUGUGAUGCCAUUUGUUCUUGCUGAUUACACGAGCAAUGUUCUCGACCUGAAAAGUCCUCGUUCCUACAGGGAUUUCCGAAAACCGAUGGCAGUUCAAGAAAAGAAAAAUGAGCAGCAUUACAUUAGUAAUUAUAAUUAUAUAAAACAAGAGCUAUCAGCUGGUUCGAGACACAUAUCAGUGCACCAGGAGCCCUAUCACUACGGUAGCCAUUACUCAAAUUCUGGCACAGUGCUGCAUUUUCUCGUUCGACUGCCGCCCUUCACUAGAAUGUUUCUGACGUAUCAAGACAAUAACUUUGACAUCCCAGACCGCACAUUCCAUUCCUUGCACACCACUUGGAGGCUCACGAGUUCUGAUUCUACCACCGAUGUCAAGGAGAUGGUCCCAGAGUUCUUUUACUUGCCCGAGUUCCUGCUGAACAGUGAAGGAUUCAAUCUUGGCGUUCGACAGUCAGGUGAAAGAGUCCACAAUGUUCAGCUCCCCCCAUGGGCAGGUGGAGAUGCACGAAAAUUCAUUCUAAUCCAUCGUCAAGCACUAGAGUCGGACUUUGCUCGAGAGAACUUGCCUCACUGGAUAGAUCUCGUUUUUGGGUACAAGCAGACUGGUAAAGCUGCUGUGGAAGCCAUCAACGUUUUCCACCCAGCGACAUAUUAUGGGUUCGACGCAGAAAGUAUUCGCGACCCCCUGGAGAGGGCAGCAUGGGAGACGAUGGUCCGUACCUAUGGGCAAACACCACGGCAACUAUUUCGCUCCCCCCAUCAGAUGGCUGCUCAGACCCUCACGUCAAAAAGACUGUCAACCACUUCAAGACUUCCCAUGGACGGGCUCGUGCGGGGUCUGCAAUGGGGCCACUAUGUGGGCUCGCCAGCUGAGCCAGAACCAUCAGAGGUCUGGCAGCGUCGACACCGUGUGCCUGUUGGCCACCUCAUCCCGUUGGCUACAGGGGAUGUGUACGGUCUCGCACCGCACACCUGCCUGCUUCUUUCAUACACCAAAGACCGUGGUCUCGGUGUAGUGAGUGGAACAUCAGUACAUGGGGCUGCUUUGUUGUCCUGGGGCCAUCCAGAUGGCAUUGUGCGUGCUAAGGUUAAAAAGGAGCAGCCACCUUGGCCAGUCAUCAGCACAUCAGCAAUUGAUCCAGUGUGCAUAUGCAGCAGUGCUCCAGAUGUUCCACAGUUGUGGCUGGGGCAUACAUCUGGACGAAUACAAGUUUUGAGAUUUAGGUUGGAGGGAUCUCUCGAAUUCCGUCCCGAGCCGUCUGUGUUGCUGGGGCACACAGCAGCACUGACUGAUAUUGUACUCUGUCGCAGCUUCUCAAUAGCUGUUUCCGCUGGCUACGAUGGAAGUGCCAUUAUAUGGGACCUUAACAGCUUGUCAUACGUGAGGUCUGUGGCGGUCAGUGAACCCGUGAAGCUGGCCACAGUGAGCAGAACGCUGGGCGACAUUCUGCUUGUGACAGACUCGGAGCUACUGCUGUUCUCCGUGAAUGCUGCGCCUGCAGGCAGGGCAUCACCACCCUCGCUGACCACAGCCGUCUGCUUCUCUGGUGCACCGGAGGGGAUUUCCAUAAAUGCUGUCGCGUCGGGUCACGCAGAUGGAGUUAUAAGAUUAUGGAGCUCUUGGGACCUCUCACCACUGAAGGAGAUAUCCUGCAAUGCAUUAUUGUCACAGCCCAUAAUAAGUAUUACAUACUCACAUGAUGCUCAGCACAUGUACGCAUCUGGUGCCAACGGUAUUGUUGUUAUCUGGGAAGGCAUGUCGAGCAAAGGCCCAAGUCAUAUGCCAAAAUUUCUUGAUCUUACAUCACUGUGAAAUGGCUCUACUUGCAGUUAUAUCUACUAUUUCCAGUUGAUGAGAUUCAUUAUAAUUAUUGUACAAUAUUUUACUAAUGUGUUUGUGAGUUGUUUGGAUCCAGUGAAGAGGUGUACUGUGAUGUUUUAUGUGGUACUGAUAAUUCAGAAUCUCUCUAGCAUGAUAUUCAGAAUCUCCCUAGCAGAAAGAUUAUUUUUUUAUACUCUUAAUGUUGUGAAUGUUAUGAUAGUUUAAUAAUAAUCUGUUUCAUAUUGCAUUUCUACUUCAUUAAUUGAGAUAUAGUACAAAAAUGUAAAUCUAGAUUACGCCUUUUGUGAUAGUUAUUCAUCUAUAUUUUGCGUGUUAUUUUAGUUUUCAGUAUAGUAUCCAAAAUAAUUUUUCAUCACAUUUUCAACAGAUAUUAAACAUACUUUCUACACAUGUUUUUGUAUCUCAUAUAUAAAGUAAAUUAGCCAGUUACUGAUCCAUUUCUCUGAAUCUCUUAAGGACAGUUUUUUUUUUUUUAAUUUGCUUAUAUUUUCGUUAAAUUGAGUGAGUCUCUCUCUCUAACCCUCUCUACCCUCUCUGCUCUCUACUCUCUACUCUCUCCUCUCUCUCUCUCUCUCUCUCUCUCUCUCUCUCUCUCUCUGUGUGUGUGUGUGUGUGUGUGUGUGUGUGUGUUUG
This is a messenger RNA of Schistocerca serialis cubense, 11192 nucleotides long. It is a transcript of the gene mv, whose product is annotated as lysosomal-trafficking regulator. Gene Ontology annotation, molecular function: protein kinase binding. The coding region runs from base 399 to 10529 and encodes 3376 amino acids. The transcript has 56 exons. NCBI's taxonomy places the organism in Eukaryota, Metazoa, Arthropoda, Insecta, Orthoptera, Acrididae. The record is from RefSeq and is a predicted model, not a curated record. Gene Ontology annotation, cellular component: membrane; cytosol. Gene Ontology annotation, biological process: intracellular protein localization.